AUGGCACCAGGGAAAUAUUUCCUUCCGGGCUUGGCUCCUUUCGGUCGACAAGCUACAGUUGUGCCGUUAACAUUUAUCAUAGGCUGCUCUGCUGUGAGGGAAAUUUACGAAGAUUUGCGACGAAGAGUAAGAGACCGCAAAGUGAAUUAUCAAAUGUGUUUCGCACACACAGACAAUGGUUGGAGAGCAGUGCGCUGGUGUGAGCUUCAUGUGGGUCAGUUAAUAAGAGCAGUAAAUGGAGAACAACUUGCGGCUGAUUGUCUCAUUCUCGCAACAUCCGAGCCGGGUUCGGUUGCCUACGUUGAGACUGCAAAUCUGGACGGAGAGAGCAGUUUAAAGGAGUUUUGGAACAGUAAUACAGAAAUAGUGUAUGAUGCUCCCAACCGUAAUAUUUAUGAAUUCCAAGGGUAUCUAACCGGAGAUUCAGCACUCCUCUCAUCGCAACAGGAUAGUGUCAGCUUGAGCCAUGACUUUAUCAAUGCUAGUACUCUCAACAGUCAAGAACGUCCUAACUAUCUAACUCUGGGUUUUGCAGCCAAAGACUCAACACCACAUAAUGGGGUUGUAACGCCUGCCAUGGUCGCACUAUCAAAUGCACACAUAAUUUUGAGAGGAGCUCGUCUUAAAAACACAGAUAAUAUAUAUGGUAUCGUUUUGUACACAGGAUCGGACACUAAGUUAAUAAAAAACAGCAUCAAGCGGGUCAUGAAGAGUUCGCUCCUUGCCAGCAUUACAAAUUCGGUGAUGCUCACACAAUUUGGCAUUGUACUCUUGUUGUGUGUGGCCCAUUCCAUCUUAGGUCGUCUAGCACAGCCAGUCCCAUUCCUUGUCUCUCAAUUCACGAACCAUUUUGAUGAUUCACUCAUGUCCAUCUUUCUCCAGUGCUUAGUAUUGUUCAGUGGAUUCAUCCCAAUUUCCUUAUAUGUCACCUUAGAGAUGAUUCAAAUAGUUCAGGGAACAUUUAUUCAAAAGGUGAAAUACGUAAUGUCCGAUAAGACUGGCACUUUGACCCAAAACUGUAUGAGAUUUCGCAUGUGUUCCGUUGGUGGUGUGAAAUACGCAAAUCGAAGAAGUCGACGAGAAAAGGACUUCUCACCAAAAAAAUUGAUUAAUCAUAUGACAACCAAUGAAAUGAAAAAUGCUACACAAAUACGUGAAUUCCUAAUCGCAUGCGCUAUCUGCCACACUGCCACUACGGACAAGAACUCGAGUGGCAACCAGCGACCAUUUUUUCAUGCUACCUCCCCAGACGAACAUGCUCUGUUGGAAUUAGCAGCUGAUGCUGGAUUCGUUUUCAAGAAGCGACCUCCAGGAAAAUGUAUCGUUAAUGUAGUAGGUGGCUUUGUUCCAAUAGUUCUUGAAGUUUCUCCUGCACCCGAAAUCUGCUUUGAUGAUUUAAAGCUGGGAACAACAUUAGAGUACGAUCUGGUUGCCGUUCUUGAGUUCGACUCAAUUCGAAAGAGAAUGUCGGUAAUUGUCAAAGAUCCUAAUGGGAACUACAAACUGUACAUCAAAGGAGCGGACCAAAAAAUCUUUGAGAGGUUAGGAUACGCAUCGGCCAAAGAGAUGAAGAGAACUGGUGGUCACUUGCAACAAUUUGCUUUUAGUGGUUAG
Molecule: messenger RNA, 1614 nt
Organism: Strongylus vulgaris
Lineage: Eukaryota; Metazoa; Nematoda; Chromadorea; Rhabditida; Strongylidae
Source: the annotation of a GenBank genome assembly